This is a messenger RNA of Ricinus communis (castor bean), 2153 nucleotides long. Its product is annotated as pectinesterase. Gene Ontology annotation, biological process: cell wall modification. The transcript has 2 exons. NCBI's taxonomy places the organism in Eukaryota, Viridiplantae, Streptophyta, Magnoliopsida, Malpighiales, Euphorbiaceae. The record is from RefSeq and is a predicted model, not a curated record. Bases 191 to 1864 code for a protein of 557 amino acids. Gene Ontology annotation, molecular function: pectinesterase inhibitor activity; pectinesterase activity.
UCCAAGCUCUUCAUCAUCAACCGGCAGCAAAUAGAGAAUAAACAUCUCUCAUCCUCUCCGAUUUUAAGCCCUUCUGCAUCGGCCCAGAUUCAUCUGUCGGUAAGGGGCCGGUCAUCGGAGGGAGAGAUCAAGAAAAAGAAAAUUUAAAAGAGAAGUCUGAAAAAUCCGGAAAAAAAAAAGUAAAGUAAAAAUGAUUGGAAAAGUUGUUGUUUCAGGGAUUUCCCUAAUUCUUGUUGUUGGUGUUGUCAUCGGAGUGGUGGCAGCUGUCAACCGCGGUGGUGGAUCAACUAGCACUGAAAACUUGUCACCACAUAUGAAGGCUGUUACCCAAUUAUGCCAGCCUACGAAUUACAAGGAAACUUGCACCCAAACCCUCAGUGGUGUUAACAGCACUGAUCCUAAAGAGCUCAUCAAGGCAGGCAUAUUAGCCAUUUCAUCUUCCUUGACAAAAUCAUUGAACUUGAGUGAUGAUCUCGUUGUCAAGGCUGGUAGCGAACCCCGCACCAAAUUGGCCUUGGAAGAUUGCAAGACAUUGUUGAAAGAAGCCAAUGAGGAGCUUCAGGAUACACUUGCAAAGAUGUCUGAUAUAAACCUGAAAACAAUAGCUGACCAAGCUGAUGAAUUCCGUAUUUGGUUGAGUUCGAUCAUCUCUUACCAAGAAUUGUGCAUGGAUGGAUUUGAUCAGGACAACGAAGUGAAAUCAGCAGUGCAAAAAAGCACUGAAUUUGGAAGCGAACUGACAGACAAUGUCCUGAACAUUCUUGGUGGAAUUUCAGAUGUCUUGAAAUCCUUCGGCCUUCAAUUUAAUCUUCCUGGUAGCAAUUCUCGCCGCCUUCUACAGGCUGAUGGGUACCCAACCUGGUUAUCUGGUGCUGAUCGUAAGCUCUUGGCAGCCCGCAACAAUGCCAAGCUCCCACCAAAUGCAGUUGUAGCUCUUGAUGGUAGUGGUAAAUUCAAGUCCAUUAACGAUGCUAUAAAUUCAUACCCUAACGGUCACAAGGGCCGAUAUGUUAUCUACGUUAAGGCUGGAAUCUAUCACGAGGCAGUAAAGGUGCCAAAGACCCACACUAACAUUUACAUGUACGGUGAUGGACCUAGGAAGACCAUCGUCACAGGAAAGAAGAGCUUCACCAGUGGCAUAAACACCUGGAACACCGCCUCAUUUGUGGUUGAGGCUGAUGGGUUCAUUUGCAAGUCCAUGGGAUUCCAAAACACAGCCGGUCCAGAUGGUCACCAGGCUGUUGCCAUUCGUGUUAACUCCGACAUGUCAGUUUUCCACAACUGCAGAAUGGACGGGUAUCAGGACACAUUGUUGUACCAAGCCAAGCGUCAAUUUUACCGCAACUGUGUUAUCUCAGGAACCAUUGAUUUCCUCUUCGGUUAUGGAGCAGCUGUUAUCCAGAACUCCUUGAUCAUUGUUAGGAAACCAAACCCAAACCAGUUCAACACUGUGACAGCAGAUGGCAGGAAGGAAAGAGGACAAAACACUGGACUUGUUAUCCACAAUUGCAGGAUUGUUCCCGAGGUAAAACUUGCUCCUCAGAGGCUAACCACCAGAACAUACUUGGGCAGACCAUGGAAGCAAUACUCCAGGACUGUAGUUAUGGAGACACAAUUGGGAGAUUUGAUUCAACCUGAUGGAUGGAUGCCAUGGGCUGGAAGCCAGUUUCUCGACACAUUGUACUAUGCUGAAUACGCAAACAGUGGACCUGGUGCAAACACUGCUAGGAGGGUUAAGUGGAAGACACUUCAUUUGUUGAACAGGAAUGAAGCUCAACAAUUCACUGUCGGAAGAUUCCUUGCUGGUGCCGGACAAUGGAUCGGAGGCGCUGGAGCUCCUUUCUUGCUUGGGUUUAAGAGAUAGAGCGCAGGGAAAUUAUCAGUAGAAAGAGAGAACUAACAUAGGAAAGGCAUAGAAGAUCAUCUGGUAUUCAAUAAAAUAUGAGCCUGAAAGCCAAGUAACAGAACAAAAUGGCUAAUUUUAUGUUCUCUCUAUUAAUUCACUUCUUUCUUUGUCUUACUGAUAUUGAAUUUUUUUUUUUUAUGUUUUAUUUUUUGUAUUCCUUUGAACAAUUGAAUAAAGAGAAAAAGAAAUCGGGUGCUUCAUAUGUAAUGAUCAUUUGUAACAUUAAUAAUAUAUUAUGUUAUAUGAA